CCGAAGUCUUCCUUUUUCUGAGAAUGUGAGUGCUGUUCAAAAAUUAGACUUUUCAGAUACAAUGGUGCAACAGAAAUUGGAUGAUAUCAAGGAUCGAAUUAAGAGAGAAAUAAGGAAAGAACUGAAAAUCAAAGAAGGAGCUGAAAAUCUGAGAAAAGUCACAACAGAUAAAAAAAGUUUGGCUUAUGUGGACAACAUUUUGAAAAAAUCAAAUAAAAAAUUAGAAGAAUUACAUCACAAGCUACAGGAACUAAAUGCACAUAUUGUUGUAUCAGAUCCAGAAGAUGUUACAGAUUGCCCACGGACUCCAGAUACUCCCAGUAGUGACUCUCGUUGUUCCACCAGCAAUAAUAGGUUGAUGGCCUUACAAAAACAAUUGGAUAUAGAACUUAAAGUAAAACAAGGUGCAGAGAACAUGAUACAGAUGUAUUCGAAUGGAUCCUCAAAGGAUCGAAAACUCCAUGGCACAGCUCAGCAACUGCUCCAAGACAGCAAGACAAAAAUAGAAGUGAUACGAAUGCAGAUUCUUCAAGCAGUCCAGACCAAUGAAUUGGCUUUUGAUAAUGCCAAACCUGUCAUAAGUCCUCUUGAACUUCGAAUGGAAGAAUUAAGGCAUCAUUUUAGGAUAGAGUUUGCAGUAGCAGAAGGUGCAAAGAAUGUAAUGAAAUUACUUGGCUCAGGAAAAGUGACAGACAGAAAAGCACUUUCAGAGGCUCAAGCAAGAUUUAAUGAAUCAAGUCAGAAGUUGGACCUUUUGAAGUAUUCACUAGAGCAAAGAUUAAAUGAACUUCCCAAGAAUCAUCCCAAAAGCAGUAUUAUUAUUGAGGAGCUUUCACUUGUUGCAUCACCAACACUAAGCCCACGUCAAAGUAUGAUUUCUACCCAAAACCAAUAUAGUACCCUGUCCAAACCAGCAGCACUAACAGGUACUUUGGAAGUUCGUCUUAUGGGCUGCCAAGAUAUCCUGGAGAACGUCCCCGGACGGUCGAAAGCAGCAUCCGUUGCACUACCUGGUUGGAGUCCAAGUGAGACCAGAUCAUCCUUCAUGAGCAGAACGAGUAAAAGUAAAAGCGGAAGUAGUCGAAAUCUCCUAAAAACUGAUGACUUAUCCAAUGAUGUCUGUGCCGUUUUGAAGCUGGACAAUACUGUGGUUGGUCAGACUAGCUGGAAACCCAUUUCCAAUCAGUCGUGGGACCAGAAGUUUACACUGGAACUAGACAGGUCACGUGAACUGGAAAUUUCAGUUUAUUGGCGUGAUUGGCGAUCUCUGUGUGCUGUAAAAUUUCUGAGGUUAGAAGAUUUUUUAGACAACCAACGGCAUGGCAUGUGUCUCUAUUUGGAACCACAGGGUACUUUAUUUGCAGAGGUUACCUUUUUUAAUCCAGUUAUUGAAAGAAGACCAAAACUCCAAAGACAAAAGAAAAUUUUUUCCAAACAACAAGGCAAAACCUUUCUCAGAGCUCCUCAAAUGAAUAUUAAUAUCGCCACUUGGGGAAGACUUGUGAGAAGAGCUAUUCCUACAGUAAAUCAUUCUGGCACCUUCAGCCCUCAAGCCCCUGUGCCUGCUACGGUGCCAGUGGUUGAUGUACGCAACCCUGAAUUAGCACCUCCAGCUAGUGAUUCCACAGUAACCAAGUUGGACUUUGAUCUUGAACCUGAGCCUCCUCGAGCCCCACCACGUGAUUCUUCCCUUGGUGAAAUAGAUGAAUCUGCAAGAGAUUUGGAUACACCAGGACAGGAUUCAGAAACUGUUUUUGAUACUGAGAAUGACAGAAAUAGAAUACUUCCAAAAUCUCAAUCUGAAUAUGAGCCUGAUAUCCCUCAGUCAGGCCUAGAGUAUAGUGGUAUUCAUGAACUUGAGGACAGAAGAUCUCAACAAAUGUUUCAAUUCAAUCUACAAGACUUCAGGUGUUGUGCUGUCUUGGGUAGAGGUCAUUUUGGAAAGGUGCUUUUGGCUGAAUAUAAACACACAAAUGAAAUGUUUGCAAUAAAAGCCUUAAAGAAAGGAGACAUUGUGGCACGAGAUGAAGUAGACAGCCUGAUGUGUGAAAAAAGAAUUUUUGAAACUGUGAACAGUGUAAGGCAUCCCUUUUUGGUGAACCUUUUUGCAUGUUUCCAAACCAAAGAGCAUGUUUGCUUUGUAAUGGAAUAUGCUGCCGGUGGGGACCUAAUGAUGCACAUUCACACUGAUGUCUUUUCUGAACCAAGAGCUGUAUUUUAUGCUGCAUGUGUAGUUCUUGGGUUGCAGUAUUUACAUGAACACAAAAUUGUUUAUAGAGAUUUGAAGUUGGAUAACUUAUUGCUAGAUACAGAGGGCUUUGUGAAAAUUGCUGAUUUUGGUCUUUGCAAAGAAGGAAUGGGAUAUGGAGACAGAACAAGCACAUUUUGUGGCACUCCUGAAUUUCUUGCCCCAGAAGUUUUAACAGAAACAUCCUAUACAAGGGCUGUAGAUUGGUGGGGCCUUGGUGUCCUUAUAUAUGAAAUGCUCGUUGGUGAGUCUCCCUUUCCUGGUGAUGAUGAAGAGGAGGUCUUUGACAGUAUUGUAAAUGAUGAAGUAAGGUAUCCAAGGUUCUUAUCUACAGAAGCCAUUUCAAUAAUGAGAAGGUUAUUAAGAAGAAAUCCUGAGCGACGCCUUGGAGCUGGUGAAAAAGAUGCAGAGGACGUGAAAAAACACCCAUUUUUCCGACUAAUUGAUUGGAGCGCUCUGAUGGACAAAAAAGUUAAGCCACCAUUUGUACCUACAAUUAGAGGACGAGAAGAUGUUAGUAAUUUUGAUGAUGAAUUUACCUCAGAAGCACCUAUUCUGACUCCACCUCGAGAACCAAGGAUACUUUCAGAAGAGGAGCAAGAAAUGUUCAGAGAUUUUGACUACAUUGCUGAUUGGUGUUAAGUUCCUACACACUGUGAAACCAAGCAGACUGACUCACAAGAAGACCUCUUAAAAAUAGCAGCCCUUCAUUUGCUCU
Molecule: messenger RNA, 2966 nt
Organism: Budorcas taxicolor (takin)
Lineage: Eukaryota; Metazoa; Chordata; Mammalia; Artiodactyla; Bovidae
Gene: PKN2
Product: protein kinase N2
Exons: 21
Coding region: 62-2890 (942 amino acids)
Biological process (GO): protein phosphorylation; signal transduction
Molecular function (GO): small GTPase binding; ATP binding; protein serine/threonine kinase activity
Source: RefSeq, a predicted model, not a curated record